This is a messenger RNA of Balaenoptera musculus (blue whale), 954 nucleotides long. It is a transcript of the gene FOXE3, whose product is annotated as forkhead box E3. Bases 1 to 954 code for a protein of 317 amino acids. The transcript has a single exon. NCBI's taxonomy places the organism in Eukaryota, Metazoa, Chordata, Mammalia, Artiodactyla, Balaenopteridae. Gene Ontology annotation, molecular function: DNA-binding transcription factor activity, RNA polymerase II-specific; RNA polymerase II cis-regulatory region sequence-specific DNA binding. Gene Ontology annotation, biological process: cell differentiation; anatomical structure morphogenesis; regulation of transcription by RNA polymerase II. The record is from RefSeq and is a predicted model, not a curated record.
AUGCCUGGGCGCAGCGACAUGGAGCCGCCGGCCGCUUUCUCGGGCUUCCCGGCCCCGCCCUCGGUCGCGCCGUCGGGGCCGCCGCCGUCGCCGCUUGCCGGAGCCGAGCCCGGGCCGGAGCCCGAGGAGGGGGCCGCGGGCCGCGGGGAGCCGGAACCUGCGCCGGCGCCGGGCCCGGGCCGCCGGCGGCGGCGGCCCUUGCAGCGCGGGAAGCCGCCCUACUCGUACAUCGCGCUCAUCGCCAUGGCGCUGGCUCACGCCCCCGGCCGCCGCCUCACGCUGGCCGCCAUCUACCGUUUCAUCACCGAGCGCUUCGCCUUCUACCGCGACAGCCCGCGCAAGUGGCAGAACAGCAUCCGCCACAACCUCACGCUCAACGACUGCUUCGUCAAGGUGCCCCGCGAGCCGGGCAACCCGGGCAAGGGCAACUACUGGACGCUCGACCCGGCGGCCGCCGACAUGUUCGACAACGGCAGCUUCCUGCGGCGCCGCAAGCGCUUCAAGCGCGCCGAGCUGCCGGCGCUCCCUGCCGCGCCGCCCGCGCCCGCCGCCGGCCCGCCGCCCUUCCCCUACGCGCCCUACGCGCCCGGCCCCGCGCUGCUCGCGCCGCCUCCUCCCGCCGCUCCGGGCUCCACGCCGCCCGCGCGCCUCUUCAGCGUCGACAGCCUGGUGAGCCUGCCGCCCGAGCUGGCGGGGCUGGGCGCCCCCGAGCCGCCCUGCUGCGCUGCGCCCGACGCCGCCUUCCCGCCCUGCGCGGCAGCCGCCUCCCCGCCACUCUACUCGCCGCCGCCCGAACGCCUGGGGCUGCCCGCGACGCGUCCUGGCCCCGGACCGCUGCCCGUCGAGCCGCUGCUGGCCUUGGCAGGGCCGGCGGCCGCGCUCGGCCCGCUCGGCCCGGGGGAGGCCUACCUGCGGCCGCCGGGCUACGCGCCGGGGCUGGAGCGCUACCUGUGA